CUGUCUGGGAGUUGUAGUUCAGAUUCCUGCCUGAACUCCGUCCUCCAGCUGUGGCUGGGAGGUCUGAGGCUGACCGCUGCCUUCGGUGCUUGGCUCGGAGGAUGGAUCCGGGGUCCGGGACCGACGCGGCCCCGUUGGCUGGCUUGGCCUGGUCGUCGGCCACGGCGCCCCCGCCGCGGGGAUUCAGUGCGAUCUCCUGCACUGUGGAGGGGGCGCCCGCCAGCUUCGGCAAGACUUUCGGGCAGAAAUCCGGUCACUUCCUGUGCCUCAAUCCUUUGGGAAGCCUAGAGAAUCCACAGGAGAAUGUGGUGGUCGAUAUCCAGGUCCUGGUGGACAAGAGCCCCCUCCCGCCGGGAUUCUCCCCCGUCUGCGACCCCCUGGACUCCAAGGCCUCCGUGUCCAAGAAGAAACGCAUGUGUGUGAAGCUGGUGCCCUUGGGGGUCGCAGACACGGCUGUCUUUGACGUCCGGCUAAGUGGGAAGACCAAGACGGUGCCUGGAUACCUGCGAAUAGGGGACAUGGGGGGCUUUGCCAUCUGGUGCAAGAAGGCCAAGGCCCCGCGCCCAGUGCCCAAGCCCCGAGCUCUCAGCCGAGACAUGAGAGACCUCUCCUUGGAUCCGCCUGGUCAGCCCAGCAAGGGUGGCUUCCCAGAGCGGACGCUGUCGAGGCUGGGCUCUCGGGCAUCUACCCUGCGGAGGAGCAACUCCAUCUACGAGGCUUCCAACCUCUAUGGCAUCUCAGCCAUGGAUGGGGUUCCCUUCACGCUGCACCCCCGAUUCGAGGGCAAGAGCUGUGGUCCCCUGGCCUUCUCUGCUUUUGCUGAUCUGACCAUCAAGUCACUGGCGGACAUUGAGGAGGAGUACAACUAUGGCUUCGUGGUGGAGAAGACAGCGGCUGCCCGCCUGCCCCCUAGUGUCUCUUAGCCCCUCACCGGCCCCAGGGGAGAGCCCCCUGCCUGAUACCCACCCUCCGGACUGGCAGCUACCCACCCCAUUCCGUCUUGGGAGCCUUGGCGGUGCAAGGCGUUCCAGACCCUCGGCCACCCAGCGGAGCUGCAGCCCUGGAGGUGGGGCGGGAGCGGUCUGCUUGGUGAUGGGGUCUCCUGCCCCCCAGCGCCCUGAUGGGCAGGGCAGGAGUAGGGGCUGGAUGGAAACCAGUGCCUUCAAGUCAUUUGUGGCCAAACUCUCUGGUGCCUGGAGGCCACGCGGGCGCCCUCCUGGUAAUAAACACCACCCUGUCGGCGCUG
This is a messenger RNA of Hippopotamus amphibius kiboko, 1246 nucleotides long. It is a transcript of the gene MVB12A, whose product is annotated as multivesicular body subunit 12A. Gene Ontology annotation, cellular component: ESCRT I complex; cytosol. Lineage: Eukaryota; Metazoa; Chordata; Mammalia; Artiodactyla; Hippopotamidae. The record is from RefSeq and is a predicted model, not a curated record. Gene Ontology annotation, biological process: virus maturation; receptor catabolic process; regulation of epidermal growth factor receptor signaling pathway. The transcript is spliced from 9 exons. Bases 102 to 923 code for a protein of 273 amino acids.